AUGGCUCAACAUUAACAUAAUUCAUUCCUGAAGCAACUAGAAAACGAAAUAGUGUUUAUUAGGAGUUUCUUAUAUUCGCGUCUUCCUCAAAACAAGAAAGAAGAAUUCAACAACUUUGAGAAAAUAUAUGAAACAAUUGCCCUCUAAAUAAAGUCAGGUGCAAUCAAAGAGGAAUUAGCUCCAAGCAUCUAUUCUUAGUUUGUAAAAACAUUAAAAUCCUUCAAGAGGAGGUAAGAAAACUAAUUAAAGUACCCAGAAAGAGACAUAGAUGCAUUUAGAAAGAAGUACGAAUCUACUGGUUAAACUCUCCUCCCACUGAUUCAUGAUAUCAAGUUGAAUAUGAAUGACAGAAUGAAUAAAUUUGAUAUCAGCAAGGUUCUUGAUUUCAAUUUCAACAUGCAUCUUUACACAAAUAAGGAGUUAGUAGAUAUUGCCUUCUAAAUGUUUGAAUAUGCAAAUAUCCAUACCAAGUACAAUAUAGAUGAUAGUUUCCUCAAAGAUUUAUUAGAAGAAAUGUGCAUGAAUUAUAAUGUCAUUCCUUAUCACAAUUGGACCCAUGCCUUCCAGCUUAGUUAGAUGUUUUUCACAGUUUAUUUCACCUCUGAUUUUAAAGACUUGAUUGAUUCCUUUGAAUUUUUUGUUGGAUUACUCUCAGGACUUGCUCAUGAUAUGAAUCACAAGGGUGUAAAUAAUUUAUAUAAAGUCAAGAGAAAGGCAGAAAACAGUUUAAGAUAUAUGGAGCAAGCUGUUUUAGAAAAUAUGCAUGUCUCCACUUUUUUCCACAUCAUUUCUCGUAACCCAUAGUUUGACAUAGCAUCCAAAUUUUAAGAUGCAGCUAAGCUUAAUAAAUUUAAAAAGCUCUUAGUUUCCAAUAUUCUUGCUACAGAUAUGGGAAGACAUGGUUAAUUUAUAACUGACUUAAAGACAAAAACAAAAGCAUAUUUGAAUGUAAAAUAAAACCCAGAAAAUGCUGAUCCUUUAGAUAAAUACUUAGCUUUCAACAAGGAUUCGGAAUAGGAUAGAGAAUUUUUAACUAAUAUAAUGAUACAUGCUUGCGAUAUAGGUAAUCCCUGUUACUCAUUUGAUAAUUAUAUGAACUGGUGCUACUUAUUAAGUUAGGAAUUCCAUGACUAAACUAUUAAAGAAGAAUAAAAAGGAGUUCCUGUUACAACAUUUUUGCAAUAUACUGGAAAGUAAGCUUUCAGAAAAGGGUAGAUUUUCUUCUCGAGCUCUCUUUUGAUGCCUUUGUGGAAGGAAUUAGGAAAUUUAAUACCCUAACUUCAAGUUCUCCCUGAGUAACUAGCUAAAAAUAUUAAAUAAAUUGAAGACGAUUUGAGCAAGAAUUGA
Tetrahymena thermophila SB210 is the source of this 1347-nucleotide messenger RNA. Its product is annotated as 3',5'-cyclic-nucleotide phosphodiesterase. Gene Ontology annotation, molecular function: 3',5'-cyclic-nucleotide phosphodiesterase activity. The transcript has 10 exons. Lineage: Eukaryota; Ciliophora; Oligohymenophorea; Hymenostomatida; Tetrahymenidae. Gene Ontology annotation, biological process: signal transduction. The record is from RefSeq and is a predicted model, not a curated record.